AAACUUAAAAAACAAAAAACACGUGAAACUGAACCCCUAUUACGCCUCUGAGAAGUGAGAAGAACAGUUCUCAACUCGCAACUCGCAGUCUCGCACCCACCCUUAUCUUCAGAUCAGCCCCCGGAGGGAUGUCAAUCUGCUCUCUUCAGUUCAAUUCAUCUAUCACGAUUGAAGAUCCAGGCAAUUGGAUUACAAUAACACAAGGUGGGGGUGGAAUUGCUUCCUCUAUUCAUCUCAUCUCAGAUCCAAGCAAUCAAUCGUGUUACAAUUACACACGUGGGGUGAAGUGAAAUUGCUGCUUCCCAGAGAGAUGAGAAUGGGGUUUUCCUAUAACAAAAGGAAGAAUAUGGUGGAAUUGGCUGUGUUGCGGGAAUGCACAGUAUUGCAGACUUCAAGUAUAUCCGUUUUGGAUAUUAAUCCAGAUUCUGAACAUAAAGAUGGAGAUACUGGAUGGCCUGGUAUGAUGAGCAUAUGGGUAUAUGAACUUGAUAGUAUGUAUGACCAUCCAAAUCUACCUAUGGCUGGAGAAGCAUGGCAACUAUUGGAAAUACAAUGCCAUUCAAGGCUUGCUGCUAGAUGCUUUCAGAAGCCUAAGAAAGGUUUAAAAUUUGAUGGCUCUGAUGAUAAUGGUGAUCUGCCUUCCAUGGAUAUACGCUCGAGCAGUAUUAAGUCCCUUUACUAUGGAACAGUGCAGAUCCUGACACAGGAGUACCUUGCUGAGGUUCAUUUUAAUCAACCAGUACAGAUGUGGGUAAGAUUAAUCAAUUGGAAAAGGACAAAGAUGUUAUUGCUCAGGCACAAGCAAUUGCAGCUCUUGAAGCAUCACCCCGGUCAUCGUUUUCUUUUGUGAAUGCUCUAAACAAUUUUCUCUGUGACUCCCAAGGAUGAACAUCAGAAACAGAUUGGGAGCAAUAUCUGCCAAUGUUGAAAAGGAUUUGGAGAGAUGGCAUAAUGCAAGGAAUGCAAGGAUUUUGAUAAUGUGCACAUGAAGUGAACAGCUAACUAUUUUAUGUGAUUAUAUUUUGUAGCAUAGCCUUCUCUAUCAAUGUAUCAAUGUAUCAAUGUGCCACUGUUCUGUGUGAUAAUGUGCCACUGUCUCAAUGUGCCCUUAACUAGCAAAUAAAUAAAUAAAUUAUUUUUUUUGGAAUA
Lotus japonicus is the source of this 1149-nucleotide messenger RNA. Its product is annotated as transcription initiation factor TFIID subunit 2-like. The transcript has 6 exons. The record is from RefSeq and is a predicted model, not a curated record. Bases 311 to 850 code for a protein of 179 amino acids. NCBI's taxonomy places the organism in Eukaryota, Viridiplantae, Streptophyta, Magnoliopsida, Fabales, Fabaceae. Gene Ontology annotation, molecular function: transcription cis-regulatory region binding; chromatin binding; RNA polymerase II general transcription initiation factor activity. Gene Ontology annotation, cellular component: transcription factor TFIID complex. Gene Ontology annotation, biological process: transcription initiation at RNA polymerase II promoter.